CGACCUCGCCCGAGUCUUCUUCCGUCGCUCUGCCGGGCUCGAGGGAGCUAACGGUUAUGGGGAUUUAGAACUUCUCCCCUGAGGAGGGCGGCAUGGUCGCCGGUGUCACCCUCUCCUUCGCCCAGGGGCUUCAACCUUUAGCUGCCGCCCUCAGGGAGUGACGGGCAGGGCCAUCUGUCAGCCGUUCUCCCCAGGGCGCCCUGCCUGCGAGCCUGUGUCACCAAGCGAUAGGGUGAGGCGAGGCCUUGCUAAUGUGUGUGGGCUUUUUCGUUGUUCUUUCCUACGGCUGGAUUCCUCGAGCGUAAAAACAAACAAACAAAGAUCUGUCAGGUUCGCCCUCGUCCCACAGUGGAUGCCCAGGCCUUUCAGGGGGCCGUGAAUUUUGGUAACGAAAAAGGUAAAAUUUAUGAAGAUAACAAAUCAUACAAUCACUCCUGCUUCAUCACGAAAGUAAGGCAAGAAGGUUCUUCUUCCUUAAACUCUCCAUCAAAAUAUCUAACCCAAUCCUAAAUCCUAAUAGCCCUGCCUUACAUCCUAUUGCUGAGAUGCCAUGUGAUUCACUGUGAUGUGUGUUCUCCAUUUCUCCAAUGAGUGAUAAUCACAGCCUGUUGAGCUUGCAGGAAUUCUUGGUGAUUUUUGGCAAAAUCGUGUUAGCAAUUCUUUCUGUGUUAUCUGUACCAUCUAUUUCUAUGGAGUGGAAAACAUGCUGUUAGGUAGAAGAUAGACAUGAGUAGUGGAGCUAGGAAGAGUUGUCCUAGAAAACAGCCCACAUCAUCUUCCUGUUUGUACAACCUAAUAAUUUCAAACUACAAGCUCCAUAUCCAUCACCCAGCAGACGGCCUACACUGCUAUGUAUGAGCAAGUAUCUCCAUGCAACAACUGAUAGCUGUUCUCAACUGUAUACAACUCAUCCUAAACAUAUCCUGUUCUCUGCACAUCCAGUGUGAGGUUCCCCCAUAUAAGUAAGGUACCAUGUCUGAGUUCAAAUGCCACCAUUGUGAGGAGUCCUUGCAAGGUAAAAAGUAUGUGCAGAAGGAUGGAGCCAACUACUGCGUGGUAUGCUUUGAUACACAUUGUGCCAAUAUCUGUCAGGAAUGCCACAAGCCCAUAGGUGCAGAUUCUAAGGAGGUGUGUUAUAAGGAGCAAUUCUGGCACAACACCUGCUUCCGGUGUUCCAAGUGCUCUCAAUCUUUGGCUACUGAGACCUUUGUUGCCUGGGACAACAAGAUCCUGUGCAACAAGUGUGCCGCUCGAGAGACCUUCCCCAAAUGCAAAGGGUGUCUCCAGGAUAUUGUGGAAGGAGACCAAAAUGUGGAAUACAAAGGUACCAUCUGGCAUAAAAACUGCUUUGUCUGCACCAACUGCAAGGAAGUCAUUGGAACCAAAAAUUUCUUCCCUAAAGAUGAGGGAUUCUACUGUGUGACUUGCUAUGACACCUUGUUUACCAAGUACUGUAUGAAAUGCAACAAGCCCAUCACAUCUGGAGGAGUCAGUUACCAGGAUCAGCCCUGGCAUAAUGAGUGCUUUGUAUGUGUUUCCUGCUCUAAGGAGCUGAGUGGACAGCGUUUCACUGCUAUGGAUGACCAGUAUUUUUGCGUUGAUUGCUACAAGAACUAUAUAGCCAAGAAGUGUGCUGGGUGCAAGAACCCCAUCACUGGGUUUGGUAAAGGCGCCAAUGUGGUGGCCCAUGAAAAGAAUUCCUGGCAUGACUACUGCUUCAACUGCAAAACCUGUUCUGUAAAUCUAGCCAAUAAGCACUUUGUGUUUCAUGAGGAGCAGGUGUACUGUCCUGACUGUGCCAAAAAGCUGUAACUUGACAAGGGCUCCUAUCUUGUAAAAUGGCAUUUGAACCA
Apodemus sylvaticus (European woodmouse) is the source of this 1853-nucleotide messenger RNA. RefSeq names its product four and a half LIM domains protein 1-like. NCBI's taxonomy places the organism in Eukaryota, Metazoa, Chordata, Mammalia, Rodentia, Muridae. Gene Ontology annotation, biological process: muscle organ development. The record is from RefSeq and is a predicted model, not a curated record. Gene Ontology annotation, molecular function: transmembrane transporter binding. The transcript is spliced from 2 exons. Bases 973 to 1812 code for a protein of 279 amino acids.